GGGGCGGGCACGGGGACAAGCCGUGCCCCGAGCCCUGGAUUGACCAGGACAGACGGGGCUUUGUUUGGCGGCUCUCUGAGGCCUCACGGUCCUGUGUGGCCAGUUUCAGCUGCUGCUUCCCAUUCAGUCCCAAGCCUUACCCGUUUCCCCACAAGCAGAGCCAGAAAAGAAUGGGAAGCUGAGGUGGAGAAGUGGGGUGUCGCAGGCAUGAUUCCGUGGGUGAGAUCCAGCUUUUCUGCUCCUGGGGCCUUGGCUGCUGCCCAGCACCUCCUGAGGGUGACCGAGUUCCCUCUGGCUCCCUCCUCCACUGAUGGCCCUGCUAACCAUCUUUGGGAGAUGGAAGAGGUCUACUGGGCGGGGGCAGAGAAUGGGGGCUCCACCAGCCCCAGCCGAGAACAUCGAGAGAGAGUUGGCAGGGGACUAUGUCAGUUCCGUCAUCCCCAGCUGGCAGGAUGUGGACCCCAGACUGUUGUCGUGCCUGGCACUUGUAUCCUGCCUCACGUGGCGCUCACAAACCAUGUCGCCACUCUCCUGGUUCUUGUUUCUGGGGUGGUGGACCUGGAGGACUAGAGCUCCUGGGUCCCUUACCUGAAUGUUUCUGCCCAAAGUGUGUGUGUGGGGGGGGGUGUAGGGCAGCAGACAUCUAGACCUUCCAGGUGAGGGGUUAGCAGACCCCAGGAAAGGAACUGGGCAGGUCUGCAGGUCAGGUGGCUGGCCCAAGGUCCCAGGGAGUUGACGGCAAAGACUGCUGGGGUUGGAGUCCAGUCUCUGCCUCCCAGCCUAGCGCUCUGACCCCACUGCCUUUCAAUGGAAUCAAUCCUUUAUUCCUGUGUUUACUCAUUGGACAUUUACUGAGCACCUACCAUGUACCAGGCACAAGUCUAAAAGGGAGCCACAGACAAUUCAGGACAGCACGGUGAGCUCUGCUGGGAGAAGCACUGGGUUCUCCAGGAACCUGGUAGAAGGGUAAUUCCCUUAGCCUGGGGAGGUCAGGAGAGGCUUCUCAGAGGAGGUGAGGCUUGAGUGAAGUCUAGAAGGCUGGUUAGGAGUUAACCUGGGUGGGCAGGGGGGGAAGUGUUCAAGACAGGGGAAGCAGGUAACAUGCAUGGCAUGUUCCUGGUACUUCACCAGCAAAGUGUGCUCUCAAGGGGGUGGUCAGAGAAGGGCCGGCAGGAGCAGAUCACGGUGGACCUUGAGUCAUGUGAAGGAGUUUGGGCUUUGUCCUGAAGCUGCUGUGCAGAAAUUGAAGGAUUGUAAGCAGCAAUGACAAAGUUGCCUUGGUUGCGGUUUGGAGCAUAGAUUGGUGGGCCUAGCUUGGACACAGCUGCAAUACUCUGGGUAAGAAACAAGGGUGAAUGGAACACUAUCAAAAACUAAUGAUGUAAUGUAUGGUGAUUAACAUAACAUAAUUUAAAAAAAAGAAGAAACAAGGGUGGGCUGCACUGGGCCAUAGCAGGGGGAUGGGAAAGGAGGCAAUGACUGCCAGAAACAUCUAGCAGUUAGAAUCCAGAGCUCGUGGAGAGCAAUUGGAGGUGGCCAGUGAGAGACAGGGAGGCGUCUGGGGGCGACUAUGGGUGAUGGUCUUCCCAGACAUAGAGGAAGCAGGUGGAAAAACCAGGUCAGGAUCAGAAACAAUGUCUAGCUUUGGACAACGUGGGUUUAUGGUGCCUGUGGAAGGACACCCAAGAGGAGAAGAACAGAAGACAGCUGGGUGCUUAGUCUGGAGAAUCAGGGAACUGCAGAGAGCUCCAUCUGGGGGUGGAGCCCCAUCUUUUGAAUCAAGGGCAGGGAUUACUAACUUCAGUUUACAGAUAAAGCUCCGUGAGGCUAAGCAACGUCCAUAGUUACACAGCUACGGAGCAAGGACUUGAACUCAGAUCUUUGGAGUUCAAGUUCUGUGUGGUGCCUGUGAACUCCAAGUCUCGUGCCCAUUCCCCUGCUCCGGCUUCUGCAAGGGGAGGAGGGCUGGGGAGGAAGAAGCAGGUGUCUGAAUACGUUUGUCUCCUCUUCAUGUGCCUUCUGCCUGGAAAUUGCAUUUGCCCGGAACUUGCAGGUGGGGGCAUUUCUAGGUGGUUUAGAGGUGUUGAGAGAUGAAGAAAGAGAGAUUCUUAUCUUUUGGUAACCACAGCCCUCAACUGAUGUACAUUCAGCACGUUGGUGGUUGUCAGCAUGUGAGGAUUUCAACAACGGUAAAGUCAGCUGGGAUUAGGUCUCCAGAGGCUGGUGCUACCACCACCUCAGGGAGUUGAGAACUGAGGCGCCGGGGACCCCUCCUAUCGGGAACCCCUCGUCUCCUUCCCUGACCAGUAGCUUCUGUCCAGCUUCUGAGCUGAGGUCAGAGAGGCCUUAGUCCUGGGUGUGGCUGAAGGUUUCCACCUUCCAAAAAAUCAAGGAAGCUGAGCUCCCUCCACGGCCCGGGAGCAAUGGGUGUUCCAGCUGGUACCCUAAAGAAAAAUCUUGUCUUAGCGCCAAUAAUCACAUCCUCAGAAAAGUGUGCCUUCUUACCUACUGUCUCUCAGGGCUUUGUUUUGGUUUUAUUUUUUGAUGUGUAUAUUUCUCUCUCCCACUAGACGGUAAAGGCUCCAAAAGACCCAGACCGGGUCUGUUUUGUCUACUUGGCCUGUUUCCUAACUCCUGACUCAUAUUUGUCAAAUAAAGGAAUGAAUGCCCCCUAAGACCCAGGCUCUAGGCCUGGCAGCCGAGGCAGCUCUCGUCUGUUUACUGACUGUGCUCCAGCUAGCAGAAUAUCACUUUCAAUUCUGCAACUGGUGGUGGUAGUUGGGGGAGGGGGCAGGAUGCACUAAGGGGUUCCUUCUCCCCCGAAAGAUGGUAAAAGUGCUUAAAAUAUUACUGCUUCCCCCAGCCCCCUCUGCACCCCCACCCUAACGCACCCAGCUCUCCUUCUUUCCUGGGGCUGAAAUGGGCUCUGGUAGUCAAUUCUCCUUCGCUCUAACUCCAGGCACCAAGGCGGGUGGGAUAAUUCCUUAUUUAGCCAACUGUUUUCCCUCUGCUCUCCAUACACUUCCCAGCCUUCUUCAUUCCUCUUCAACUUGUGCUCACACUUCUUUAAUGCUCGAAACACCAGGCUCUAGCAUAACUCAUUGUACUUCACUCCAAUAGCAACAUGGUCCUACUGUGUGCCAGGCACUGGACCAGGCUGGGAGUGCGGGGAGAACACAAGUGAACAAGACCCGAACCCCACACUCCAGGCCUCACAGCUGAUUGGUGGAAACAGGCCAGUGUCCAAUCUCAGAGUAGAGAGAAGCCCCAUUUGUCUGGAGAACCAGGCCAGGGCUUGAGAAGUAGGUGGCUUUUAUGGCAGGCAGCUAAAGGCUUUCAGGAAUCCACCUUUCUGAGAAGGUGAAAGACAUUCAGGUGGAGGAAACACAGAAGCAAAAGCAUGGUUGGAAGGAGCUGGGCAUGUGUGGGCAAGGACCAGUGGAUGCAGAAGGUGGGAGAUCACCUGCAAAGGCAGGUGGGGGCUGUUCACGGAGGCUCUUGAAUGUCAGGUGAGGUGGCUGAUCUGAACCAGUGGGCAAUAGGGAAUCAUUGAAGGUUUAUGAGCUGUGGAGUGACGGACUCUGAGCUGUGCUUUAUGAAGGUCAAUAGGGCUGUGCUGAAUUAGGGGGAGGCAGAGGCAGGGAGACGAGUAAAGUUUGUUCCCUUGGUGGAGGGGAGCACUAAUGGGCUAUAGGAGGGCCGUGGCAGUUGGGGGCAGAAGGAGUUGAUUCUCCUGUGUGAUAACUGGCUUCUCCUAACCGCCCCCUCAGCCUGAGGUUGGUUUGCCUUCCCACUUCUCUUUUUGUUUUCUGGUUUUCCCCAGUUUAUGCAAAGAAGGAAAUUCACAACAAAGAGUCCCCUCCUCCCUCUCCCUCCUCCAGCCUGGCUCUCUCUUGGCCCAGGUUCUCUUCUGCUGGCUCUUGGCAUCUGGUACCCCUCUGUAGGGUCUCUGGCUGCGAGAUCUCUCUUUUUGCUCCGUCCUUAUCUUAAGAUGCCCAUCCCCCCAGAUCUGGGAGCUGUGCCUGAGCAGUUUGCCAAUGAAUCAUAGAAGCAGUACGGAUUUAUUCCUAGAAGUUACCUAUCACCAAGGGACCUCCAAAAGGAAGGGAGACCCUGCCCUUCCCUAAGGGAACUCACUUUGAGUCGGCCUGCAAGAGCCACACUAGUGAAAACAGUAGGGAUCUGCUGAGGGUUGGAAUAUUCUCCCAGCUCAGAGAGGAUCAGUGAGCUGCCUGCUCCACACAGCUGGCUGGUGCAGAAGGUAGGGUUUUGCUUCAGUCUAGUGUCCCAGGCAUGCCACUUGGAGAAGGGAGAGCGGGGACCCGGUAGUGGGUCACUGUGCCUGGCCUCCUUGAUACAGUGGGGGAGCAGUUCACCCAGAGAACCUCUGGAGUUUUCUCAGGGCAAAGGCAAAGGGGAGGAUGUGGAGUCUGGACCCCACUUUCCUUGCACCUCCAGGGCUCUAGACAAGUAGCCUGUUCGCUGUCGUCGUGACACUCAUAGCACCUGCGAGGGGCCCCCCAUCCCAGGGGAUUCCCAGGUCCCGCAGGUGACUCCUCGGGCUUCCGUGACCUCAUAGGCAAAACUCGCUCGGCCCUCCCCGGGGGGCGGGGUUCUAAGCACCCUGGCUCGACCCGGGCCCCCGAAGGUCGCUGAGUCUUGCCCCUCUCCGGCCUGGGACGCGCCAUGGGACAACUGAUCGCCAAGUUGAUGGGCAUCUUCGGGAACCAGGAGCACAAGGUUAUCAUCGUGGGACUGGACAACGCCGGAAAGACCACCAUUCUCUACCAGUUCCUGAUGAAUGAGGUGGUCCACACAUCUCCCACCAUCGGUAGCAACGUGGAGGAGCUCGUUCUGCGAAAGACACACUUCCUUGUGUGGGACAUAGGGGGACUGGAGGCUCUGCGCUCUACCUGGAAUGCAUAUUGCUCCAACCCCGAGCUCAUCAUCCUUGUGAUUGACAGCACCGACCGGGACCGAUUGCCCACCACUCGGGAGGAGCUGUAUAAGAUGCUGGCCCAUGAGGCUCUUCGAGAUGCUUAUGUCCUGAUCUUUGCCAACAAGCAGGUUAUGAACAACUCCAUGACCACUGUGGAGAUCUCUCAGUUCCUCACUCUGAGCGCCAUCAAAGACCACCCGUGGCACAUCCAGGGCUGCUGUGCCCUCACCGGGGAAGGGCUGCCCACGGGGCUCCAGUGGAUGCAAUCUCAGGCCACUGCCAACUGAUGCCCCGACCUGAGGCCAACCAAGGACUCUGGGGGGUUUUGCUUGGACUACAUGGGUGGAAAGCCCAAGUGACGAUUACUUUUCUACGAUUCUCUGAUGGGAGCUGGGUCAGCUCUGGACGGUGAGAUCGCCACAGUCCACCCAACCCAACCCCGCCACCAAGGGGCUAGACUGCCCACCCUGACCUGCUGCAGACAGGACAGCAGAAGAGCUGCCCUUCACUCCAGGGAAGCAGGUGUCCUUGGAGGCACAGGCGAGCUGUUGGACAUGUCGAGGGAUUGGGAAGUGGAGCCCCGUCCCCUUAGCCCACAACCUCUUUGAGGAAAAAAAAUGGGGGAUGGAGUAAGAGACCCCCUGGAAUUGCUCUUUAUUUCCUAGAACCCCACCCCCUAUCCAUCGAUUCCCGCCCCAGCUUUCUGGCCCCUUAGCCAUCUUUGAGCAAAGGAGAUUCCAGAAAGGUGAAGGGGCAGGCUCAGGGGAAGGAGGACAGAGCCAAAAACUGGUGGGAAGGGCGCCUGGGUGGCUCAGUUGGUUGGGCGACUGCCUUAGGCUCAG
Molecule: messenger RNA, 5781 nt
Organism: Leptonychotes weddellii (Weddell seal)
Lineage: Eukaryota; Metazoa; Chordata; Mammalia; Carnivora; Phocidae
Gene: ARL5C
Product: ARF like GTPase 5C
Molecular function (GO): GTPase activity; GTP binding
Source: RefSeq, a predicted model, not a curated record